GUCCCACUUUCGCCGAGUGUCCGCUUUCGAAUGACAACUUGUCAGUGACAAGUGAGGAAACACGAUAAGGAUUAUCCAUUCGAUUUUAUCGCUAUUAUUUAUUACAUUUUCAAUGAAAAUGAGCGGUUUCAGUCAAGAGAAUAGCAAUUUGAAGAAAAGGGAGUACCUCAAACAACAACAACAACUUCGAAACUUGACUAAAACGAGCAGCGUCAUAAGCGCUGAUGACAUGAUUGAAAACUUGCUGUCGAAUAAAGAGAUUUUUCAGAAAAAGAAGGAUCCAUGUGUCAGCAGCCAGCCUUCAAAAACGCAUAAUCAGAAUGCUGGACAAUGGCCAUCCUGGUUGACCCCUGGAAAGGAACCUGCCCUUUACAAACAAGUUUGGGCCCACGUCGGCCUUCCGAACGGCUUGGCCGAUACCACAAAAACCUCUGCUCUUCUUCUAACAAGUCGUAUGACAACAGACACCCUUGGAUAUAUUUGGAGUCUGACAAAUCUCACAGUGCCGGGGUCUUUAACUCAACAAGAACUCUAUGUAUCUUUAGCCCUGGUUGCUCUGGCCCAGAAUGGUUACACUUUCACUAAUUCGAAUGUCGUGAAGCAGUUAUUAGAAGCGCCGAUGCCUAAGUUGGAAUUAAACCCUUGUGAUACUCUAAAUCUCCAACCUUUUUCAAAUGUUAACACCCCAGCACUUCCUUCACCGACAAAUAAUUUGUCCACGACUUCUCAGCCACUGUCCGUUAUCAACUUGCAGAUGCCGUUAACUGGCCAACAAACGAACGUACCUACAGUUACAGAAACUCUUUCCCUUUUAGAUAUAUCAUCAGAGCCUGUCUCACUUUUAGAAUCUUCCCCUGUAAAAACUCUUUCGGUUCUAUCUGCCACAGAUUUGAAUAAUGAUUAUUCCAUCUCUAAUAUAUCCACAGCACCAGAGGAAUCUCUUAUAUUCGGUGAUUUUCAAGCAAAUGAAGAUGAUUUUGAUGAUUUUAAAAGCGCCGAUGCUUUCAUGACCAGCAUGAACAAUUUGACUGUCCUCGAUGUCAAAGACCCAUUGGAUUUAGUCAAUAUAUCUCCACUUAACGAAUUUAAAGAUGUUCAGCCUCAAACUGUCCACUCAAACAGUGAUGAUUUUUCGAUCUUUGAUGAUUUAGGCGAUGUGACUCAACCUCAAACAUCUGUGCAGAUCCCUUUAGAAGUCGAAACAUGCGAUACGACGAGUCAACACCAAGAGAAAGCUUAUGUCGAAGACCUGUUUCCAAAAUGUGUGCUUAAAACCAAAAGUCCACCCUGCGAAAAAGCAAGUCCAGAAUGCCUACAGCCUCCAGUUUUACCGUCACUUUCUGUUGUUGAAGAGGAUCGUUAUAGUGCGCUGAGAAUUUUAGAUUGUAGUAUUCAAGGUGAUGAGCACCAGGAAUUUGAUGAAUUUGGGGAUUUUCUGACAGCCUCUGCACCUGUAGAGACUCCAUUAGAAUCUCCAUUGCAAACUAACGAAUCAGAUGUUCAGCUUAAAUGUCUUGAGGCUUGCUUGCAACUGCUAAAAGAAGCUGUUAAUAUAUUGGAAUCAAUUGAAGAUACCAAAGUAUUAGAAGAAGUAACAUCAGAUGAAAGGGGUCGAACUUUCUUAGAAGAAAUUGUUGAGGUUGAAAGAAUCGGAAGGAGGAUCAGAUCUAACAGGGAAAAAAGCCAACAUAUAGCAGAAUUUGAAUCAUUAUCUCAGUCUUUACAGCCGUUUAUUGAAUCGGUUAAAAACAACCAUAUGGAAGAACAAGAAGGCCCCAAAUGUGGUCUGUGUCAGAUGGAGUACGGCCCAGCACAUGUUAAGUACGGCAUCAAUCAUUUCCACGCACCAUGCGCAAAUCUGUACCUUCACAAAGUGGAUGCCGUUCUUCCCAUUGCACCAGUCAUGUGAUCACAGAUAUCACCGUUUUAUGCGGUUAAAAUGAGUAAAAAGUAAUUUAUUGAUCCUAAUCGGCAACCCGUUAAACAUCAAAUGGUUCCUAUUUUAAUAGAAUGUCCUAUGUAAUCGUGUAAAUAAUAUGAAUUUGCAUUUUUAAAAUAAUUUUCUUGUUUAGCAAACUGUAGUAUUACUUAAAUUGUAUUAAAUCUGUUUUUAUUAGGUAAUAUAAGCAAAACCCAAAAGUAUCUGUGAUAUAAAUUAAAUAUUAUAUAAGGUAAAACUGUAUUUUGAAAAAAAAAAUGCUGCACUUAUAGGAAAAUAAGGAUUGUUUAUUCCAUAAGCCAAUCUCCUUUAUUUACAUUGUUUUUUAUUCAUAAAUAAAGUAAUAUUUUAUUCGUUUUGUGUUUGUCAACAA
Cimex lectularius (bed bug) is the source of this 2312-nucleotide messenger RNA. RefSeq lists its product as uncharacterized. The record is from RefSeq and is a predicted model, not a curated record. NCBI's taxonomy places the organism in Eukaryota, Metazoa, Arthropoda, Insecta, Hemiptera, Cimicidae. Gene Ontology annotation, cellular component: clathrin coat of trans-Golgi network vesicle. The transcript has 7 exons. Gene Ontology annotation, molecular function: protein binding. The coding region runs from base 113 to 1909 and encodes 598 amino acids.